Molecule: messenger RNA, 1602 nt
Organism: Procambarus clarkii (red swamp crayfish)
Lineage: Eukaryota; Metazoa; Arthropoda; Malacostraca; Decapoda; Cambaridae
Source: RefSeq, a predicted model, not a curated record
AUGUGUGUGAGCAGCGGGGUGGGCUACGUGGAGGGCAGCGGGGUGGGCAACGGGGAUGGCAGCGGGGUGGGCAGCGGGGUGGGCUACGGGGAGGGCAGCGGGGUGGGCAACGGGGAUGGCAGCGGGGUGGGCUACGUGGAGGACAGCGGGGUGGGCAACGGGGAUGGCAGCGGGGUGGGCUACGUGGAGGACAGCGGCGGGGUGGGCUACGUGGAGGGCAGCGGGGUGGGCAACGGGGAUGGCAGCGGGGUGGGCUACGUGGAGGACAGCGGGGUGGGCUACGUGGAGGGCAGCGGGGUGGGCAACGGGGAUGGCAGCGGGGAGGGCUACGUGGAGGGCAGCGGGGUGGGCUACGUGGAGGGCAGCGGGGUGGGCUACGUGGAGGGCAGCGGGGUGGGCAGCGGGGUGGGCUACGUGGAGGACAGCGGGGUGGGCAACGGGGAUGGCAGCGGGGAGGGCAGCGGGGUGGGCUACGUGGAGGGCAGCGGGGUGGGCAACGGGGAGGGCAGCGGGGUGGGCUACGUGGAGGGCAGCGGGGUGGGCCCCGGGGAUGGCAGCGGGGUGGGCUACGUGGAGGACAGCGGGGUGGGCAACGGGGAUGGCAGCGGGGUGGGCUACGUGGAGGACAGCGGGGUGGGCUACGUGGAGGACAGCGGGGUGGGCUACGGGGAUGGCAGCGGGGUGGGCUACGGGGAGGACAGCGGGGUGGGCUACGUGGAGGGCAGCGGGGUGGGCUACGUGGAGGACAGCGGGGUGGGCUACGUGGAGGACAGCGGGGUGGGCUACGUGGAGGGCAGCGGGGUGGGCUACGUGGAGGACAGCGGGGUGGGCUACGUGGAGGGCAGCGGGGUGGGCAACGGGGAUGGCAGCGGGGUGGGCUACGUGGAGGACAGCGGGGUGGGCUACGUGGAGGGCAGCGGGGUGGGCUACGUGGAGGACAGCGGGGUGGGCUACGUGGAGGGCAGCGGGGUGGGCAACGGGGAUGGCAGCGGGGUCAUUAUGGUGACUAUUCACCAGGUCAUUAUGGUGACUAUUCUCCAGGUCAUUAUGGUGACUAUUCACCAGGUCAUUAUGGUGACUAUUCACCAGGUCAUUAUGGUGACUAUUCUCCAGGUCAUUAUGGUGACUAUUCACCAGGUCAUUAUGGUGACUAUUCACCAGGUCAUUAUGGUGACUAUUCACCAGGUCAUUAUGGUGACUAUUCACCAGGUCAUUAUGGUGACUAUUCACCAGGUCAUUAUGGACAACUUCUUCAAAAGGUCAGAUGUAACACAAAUAAAGAGCAACUGUUUCAAGCUAAUCAAUCCGGUAAGAGGGACGCCACCCACCCUGGCUGACCCUGCCAAGGAAGACAUCACAUCCAUAGACGACAACGGAUCACCCGGAACUCCCACAACCAACACCAAGAGGCUAUCCAAAGCCACCACCGACGUCGAAGAGAACGGCCUUGCCACCGCCGACGAAGAUGAGGACGAAGACAAAAAAUUCCGCCGCAAAUUCCCAGACGGACAAAUGCAAUUCCUCGAAAAGGACGACGAUGCUGAUGGUACCAAACUACAGAGGUUGUUCUGUUCAGAUAUAAAGCGCCGCUUUGCACAUUAA